Messenger RNA from Chelmon rostratus (copperband butterflyfish), 7824 nucleotides. RefSeq names its product integrin, beta 4 (gene itgb4). Gene Ontology annotation, cellular component: membrane; focal adhesion; integrin complex. The transcript is spliced from 42 exons. The record is from RefSeq and is a predicted model, not a curated record. Gene Ontology annotation, molecular function: integrin binding. Gene Ontology annotation, biological process: cell-matrix adhesion; cell communication; cell migration. NCBI's taxonomy places the organism in Eukaryota, Metazoa, Chordata, Actinopteri, Chaetodontiformes, Chaetodontidae. The coding region runs from base 453 to 6281 and encodes 1942 amino acids.
GAGAGUGUGUGUGCGUGGGUGUGUAUGUGUGUGCACAGAAGCUAAAGGAGGGAUCAAGUCACAGCACACAGUCAUAUUCACUCAGUUGCUCUGAGUCUUACUGUCUCUCAUAUCUCUCUCUCCGGCUCACACGUAAAAGCUCUUGCACACAGGCUGAGACACACACACACACUUGACUAAGCUGAGUUUGAGGGCAAAUAAGUCAAUAUUUGACCAGGCCAGACUGUACAGGAAGGAAGAAACAAAAGAGAGAAAGGAGGAAUUGGAAGUCUCGUCUUUUUGGAACUUUGAACUUGGACACGAGGACUUGAAGAAUUUCUUUCUUUCAAUAGGUGGAUACAAGCUUUGUCCAAACUCUUGGGUCACGCAAGGCAUAAGGGAUUUAGUUUUUUUCUUAUUUAUCGUUGGACUUUUGGACUUGGACUGGGCGAGAGCGCAGCAAGAGGAAGGAGAUGGGGAGAUGGACAUUACAUCUCUCAGUGGGGCUUGGGCUUCUAGCCAUCCUGUUGACCUGCUGCUAUGCUGAAGUGAACUACUGCUUCGCUUCCAGGGCCAAGACCUGCUCAGAAUGCCUGCAGUCUGGGAAAGGCUGCGCCUACUGCCCUGAUGAGACCUUUAAUGGCCCUCGCUGUGACCUGUACGAGAAUAUACUUGCCCAUGGCUGCACCGCUGCAGCUGUCAUCACAGCUCAGAGCAGUAUGAAGAUAGAGAAACAACAAAUCAACAUGCAGCUUCAGCAGUCUCAAGUGUCUCCGAAGCAGAUGAGCAUGACCUUUCUGCCAGGAGAGGAGAAGCUGGUGGAUAUGGAGGUUUUUGCUCCAACCAAAGGCCCUCUGGACCUUUAUAUUCUUAUGGACUUCUCCAACUCCAUGGCUGACGAUUUGGACAACUUGAAGAGGAUGGGCCAAGAGCUGGCUACAUUGGUGGAGAGGCUGUCAGAUGACUACACCAUUGGGUUUGGAAAGUUUGUGGACAAAGUGAUCGAGCCCCAGACUGACAUGAGACCCUCCAAACUCGCUCAACCGUGGCCCAACAGUGACUCUCCAUUCUCUUUCGAAAAUGUCAUCAAGCUGACCAAAAACUUAGACUUCUUCACCAGUGAGCUCCAGAAGGAGAGGAUAUCUGGGAACCUGGAUGCUCCUGAAGGAGGUUUUGAUGCCAUAUUGCAGGCUGCAGUUUGUGGGGAUAAGAUUGGCUGGCGUGAUCACAGCACACAUCUCUUGGUUUUCUCCACUGAGUCAGCCUUCCACUACGAGGCUGAUGGCGCUAAUGUGCUGUCAGGCAUCCUGAAACGCAACGACGAGCGCUGCCACCUGGAUGCAGAAGGCAAAUACACAGAGGAUGUACACCAGGAUUACCCUUCAAUACCCACACUGGUCCGUCUACUGGGCAAACACAACAUCAUUCCCAUCUUUGCUGUCACCAACCACUCCUACACGCACUACAAGAAACUCCAAGCGUAUUUCCCCAUUGCUGAGGUUGGUCUGCUGCAAGAGGACUCGUCCAAUAUCCUGCAAGUCAUGGAGACUGCCUUUGAGAACAUCCGUUCUAAGAUGAGCAUCCGUGCAGAGGACAGGCCGAAGGCCUUUGAGGCAAAGUUCUUGUCCACCAGUGGAAAAGUUGCACAAUACGGGGAUUUCGAUUUUAGACCUGGAGCAGUAGGAAAGUUCAAGAUGUGGCUCAAAGCCCAGCGAAUGAUCGAUGAGAAGCCUGUGUGUCAGAUGGAUCCAAAUGAAAAAGAUGGGACAAUGAGAGUCAAACCUACAACCUUUAACGCUGCUGUAAACGUUAAGGCUUCAGUUUUGUGUCCAACCUGUGACUGUGAGAAGACGGCCAUCCCUAAAGCACCCAGAUGCCAUGGCAACGGAGACCUGGUGUGCGGGAAGUGUCAGUGCUAUGAUGGCUGGCUGAGUACAUUCUGUAACUGCUCAGCAACUUCUUCAGCCCUGGUCACCGCACAGUGUAUAGGUCCGGGUAUGACGGAGCCUUGUUCAGGCCGUGGAGACUGCCUGGAGUGUGGAACCUGUGUGUGCUACAACCCAGAUCAGUUCGAAGGACCUUACUGUCAGUACGACAAGACCCAGUGUCAGAGAUACUCAGGCUUCCUCUGCAACGACCGUGGCUCUUGCGUUAUGGGUCAGUGUGCGUGUACUGAGGGCUGGGAGGGCAACGCCUGCGAGUGUCCCAAGAGCAACCAGACCUGUCUGGACAGCAAGGGCGGUGUCUGCAAUGGGCGAGGUACAUGUGUAUGUGGCCGCUGUCAGUGUCCAAACUCUGGUAUCGAGAUGACUUCAACCUGCGAGCCAAAUUUCCAGGCCCAGUUGGGUGUGUGUGAAGCUACGAGGAGUUGUGUCCAGUGUCAGGCCUGGAAGACAGGAGAGAGGAAAGAGAAGGAGGAGUGUGAUAAGUGCCCCUUCAAAAUUAUCAUGGUGGAUGAACUCAAAGAAUCUGAGAAGGUGCUUGAUUCGUGUAGUUUCCGUGACGAGGAUGACGACUGUACGUAUCACUACACUGUUGAAAACCCUAAAGAUCCGACGGUUAAAGACUUGGAGGUUCAGGUGCUCAAAAAGAAAGAUUGUCCCCCUGCUAGCCUCCUAUGGCUGCUCCCACUCCUCUUGUUCCUCUUAUUACUGCUGGCACUUCUGCUGCUCUGCUGCUGGAAAUACUGUGCCUGCUGCAAAAGCUGCUUCCAGAGCUGUCUUGCCCUGCUGCCUUGCUGCAGGAAAGGUCGCAUGGUUGGUUUCAAAGAAGAUGAGUAUUUGCUCCGCCAGUCCCUGCUCACCUCAGACCAUCUGGACACACCGAUGGUUAGGACUGGCCCACCCAAAGGAACCGAUGUGGUUCGCUGGAAGGUCACCGAUAAUGUACACCGAGGACCCAAUCACCCACAGGCUCUGAUAAAGCCCAACCCUAAAGAGACAAUCCAGUUCCCAAUCUCCCUCCGGCUAAACAGGAUGUUCUCGGAGAACCUGUCUCGCCCUGAAUCCAGAGAUGCCGAACAGCUCCGCAAGGAAGUGGCUGAUAAUCUAAAUGAGGUGUACAAGCAGAUUCCCGGGGCCCAAAAGGUUCAAAAGACAUCAUUCAGAAUGCAGAGAAAUGCUGGAAAAAGGCAGGACUAUACCAUCAUGGACACUGUCUUGUCUGCUCCUCGUGGCAGCUACCCCGAUAUUGUCAAACUCACUGAGAAAAAUGUCCAGUCUGGAAACUUGCAUGACCUCAAAGUGGUGCCCGGCUACUACACUGUGGCCACAGACAGAGAGGCUGCGGGAGCCAUUGAGUUCCAAGAAGGUGUGGAGUCAGUAGAUGUUCAUGUGCCGCUCUUCGUCAAGGAUGAAGACGAUGACAAGAAACAGCUGCAGGUGGAGGCCAUGGAUGUGCCACUCGGCAUUGCUGAGAUUGGAAAACGCUUGGUCAACAUCACCAUAAUCAAAGAGCAUGCCACCAGUGUCUUCUCAUUCCUUCAGCCAGCCUACACCUACAGCAGGCAGGAUGGGGUGGCCAACAUCCCAAUCAGCAGAGAGAUCAUAGAAGAUGGACGCACACAGGUCACCUACCGCACACGGGAUCUCACAGCCAAGGAUAAGAAGGACUAUGUGACAGUGGAAGGAGACCUGACCUAUGGUCCUGGUGAGACCCAGAAAACAGUGCCUGUUCGCCUGCUGGAGCUGGGCGAGAAAGAUGGCCUCUUGGAAGACAAACAGGUCAAGCAGUUUGUCAUGGAUCUCAGUAACCCACGGCAGGGCGCCAAGCUUGGACGCUACCCGAGAACUACUGUUACAAUCGCAGACCAACCAGAGCCCAGUGUGAUGAUGUUUAAAAAGGGCACCCAAAACUUCACCACAUCUGACCCAACCUACACCAUCCCUGUGGUCCGCACUCGCAACCAGGAUAGCCCCGCCACAGUGAAGUGGCGCACCAAGAAGGCCCAGCGCUUUGAGCUAUCUGGCCCACUAAAGUUUGGCCCCGGAGAGACGGAGAAGAACAUUGUGAUCGACCCGAGGUCCCACCCUGGCCCAAUCCAGCCAGAGACCUUCCAGCUGGAGCUGUUUGAUCCAAGUAGCAACGCUUCUAUUGGGGAGAGGAAGACCACCCUUGUCAAUGUCACUGAUGGAGUUUCCAAAUCUCCAGAGGUAGCCCAGAUGCAGCAGAAGGGCUACAUGAACCAGAAAGCCAGCUCCCCUAGUGGUUACCUUCCCUCCCCAGGAAACCCUAAGGCCAAAGCAACUGGACCCAGAAACAUCCGCCUCAACUGGGACCCACCACCUGGUAACCCCUUGGGGUACAAGGUCAAGUAUUGGAUCUACGGUGACCCAGAGAAAGAUGCCCAGGUCAUAGAUGUGAAGACUCCUCAAGCUGAGCUGACCAACCUCUACCCUUAUUGCGACUAUGAGAUGCGAGUGUGCGGCUACAACGCAAUGGGGGAUGGCUACGAUACAGAUGUUGUUACCUGUCAAACACUGGAGGAUGUGCCUGGGGAACCUGGACGUCUGGCCUUUAAUGUCAUCAGUCCAACUGUCACUCAGCUUAGCUGGGCAGAGCCUGCAGAGACCAAUGGCAACAUUACGGCGUAUGAGGUCAUCUACACACCCAUUGAUGAUGAACUGAAGCCAGUGGGUGCCGCUAAGAAAGUAAAGAUUGACAACCCCAAGAAGCGAAUGCUGUUGAUCGAGAACCUCCAGAAUGCCCAGACCUACCAGUACAAGGUCCGUGCCAAGAACAGCGUGGGCUGGGGCCCUUUCAGAGAUGCCACCAUCAACCUGGCAUCACAGCCUGCCAGACCUCUGUCCAUUCCCAUCAUUCCAGAUAUCCCUAUUGUGGAUGCAGAGGCAGGAGACGAGUAUGACAGCUACCUGAUGUACAGCAAUGAGGUGCUGAAAUCCCCCGCAGGCUCCAAGACACCCAGCGUCUCUGGUGAUGAUUACACGAUGAAUGGGAAGUGGGACCAGAACUUCCUUUUCCCAGGGGGAUCAGGGACACGCAACUUGUCAGCUUCGUCCUCUCCUAUGUCCACUUUGAGCUCAAACUACAGAGGGACAGACGGCUCCUUUACCACAGAAACAACCACAACAACCUACAUGUCUGGACCAGGAAGCUCUCGUAGACAGGACAUGAUCGGAGGUGGAGUACACACAUCAGAGGUCAUCAUGAGGAAACGCUCUGAGAGAGGUUAUACAGAUGAAAACAUCCGGGACUCUAUCGUCAUGGGCGAUGUGUCAAGCAAGUUCACAGAUCUAGGUGGGUACGGCUACACUGGGAUGCAGAGCAGCUCUCACAACCAGUUCAGCUACAGCCUGUCUCAGGGUUCCAGGGCCAGGACCCAGUCUUCAGAUGUCAAUGAAGCCCUAUAUAAUCUGGACAGGGUGCUCCAGGAUGCACGGCUUUCUCCUGGUAUUCCAGACACCCCCAGCAGACUGGUGUUUUCUGCUCUGGGUCCCACUGCCCUCAAAGUCAGCUGGCAGGAGCCCCACUGUGAGAAAGACAUCCUGGGCUACUGUGUUCUCUACCAGCUGCUCAAUGGAGGUGAGGUGAAGCGUGUUAACGUGACAAACCCAGCAGAGAACUCUGUGGUCAUCCAGGACCUGCUGCCCAACCAUUCCUACCUAUUUAAGGUGAAGGCUCAGAGCCAGGAGGGCUGGGGGCCAGAGAGAGAGGGAGUCAUCACCAUCGAGUCCGCCGUGGACCCCAAGAGUCCUCUCAGCCCCAUGCCAGGCUCGCCAUUUACUCUGAGCACUCCCAGUGCCCCGGGCCCGCUGGUCUUCACCGCACUGAGUCCUGAUUCCCUGCAGCUCAGCUGGGAGAAACCUCGUAAGCCCAACGGAGACAUCCUGGGCUAUGUCGUCACCUGCGAACAGCUGCAUGGUGGAGGAGACGUGCGUUCCUUCCAGGUGAACGGCGACAGCUCUGAGACCAGUCUUACCGUCCCGAACCUGACUGAGAACGUUCCCUACAAGUUUAAAGUCCAGGCUCGAACCACACAGGGCUUCGGUCCUGAGAGGGAGGGCAUCAUCACCAUAGAGUCUCAGGAUGGAGGUGCUUUGUCUCAGUACAACAGCCAAUCAAUGACAAGGAGGGAAGUUUUCCACAUGCCAACAGAGGUCAGCACACGAACCAACGUCUCCCACACAAUGCUCAACGACCCCUACUUCUCAGAUGGGAUGAUGAUGACCUCGCAGCUCACGGAGACCAGCGGCAUGGUGACCCAUCAGAUCACCAAGGAAGUGGUUCAGAGGAGCGUCAUGGGAGGAGCCACAGUUACAAAGAAGAUGUUUUAUGAAUCUUAAGAGCUUAUUUAAACAGCAGCACCCAAAGGUCCAACAUGAUGAGGAAUCAUAUCUGAGAUUCUCUUUUAAAAAGAGUCGGCUUCAGAGCGCUCGCACGCGCUCAGUCUAUGUUUUUGUAUGUGUGGGUGUGAGAGUCUGCGACCAAAAAAUAGGAUGGAGGAGGCCUCUCUGUCGUGUCUGUUACAAACUGUCCUACUUUCCUCCAGAGAUGAGGUUCGUUUUAACAUUUGCAUUCAUUUUCACAGUUGCUUCUGAUGUAUUUCCUUCCAGUUUCUUCCCACUAUGCAAAUCGUUUAGUGUUAGACUCCACUCCCUCUGUCGGUCAAGAUCCCGUAAGACACACCUGGGCUUUAAAUCAGGCCAGCACAGGCCAGUAAUCUGACUGCAGUUCAGUAAUCCAAAGUGACCUUCUCCUCUUGUCUCCCGUCCUCCACCUGUCUGUAAGAGAUGGUGUGUCUGUGUGUGUGAGGUGUGUGGACAAUUUCAGAUUAAACCCAUCAAAUUUCACCUCUGUCUGUCUUUUUGAGGAGCAACAGAGAUUGGCUUGAAAUUGCUGUUCAUUUUCACCCAAGUGGUCGAGUAUUCAUAGAUUUGUAUUAUAUCAAAGUGUGAUAAAGUUCUAUUCCAAGCAUAUUUAAUACUUUUUAAGAUUUUUACUUAAGCAGACUGACAUUAAAUUUAAUGCCAAAUAUAGAGUAUUUCCACAAACAUAGGUUGGUGCUUGUGUUCAUUUAUAUGCGCAUUUCCUACUGAUACGCAAGGGGGCAUGAUUUUACAAUAAAGAAAAAAGUACUCUGUUUCGAGCUGAUACUUUUCAUAUGUUUCCUUACUCUGCAAGGCCACUGUGCUUUGCAUUUUGAGUAGAUUAACGUGCAAACAAUGAGAUCUUAAUAUUUUAUAGAAAUGGUGUGUAAAGACAGAAAGAUUGUAUUUGCUUCAAAGCAAGUCCUACUGUAUUUUGGCUCACUUUGUUGAUUUUGUAAAACAUAUUUUGAGAGGAUAUUUUUGUCAGAAUAACAUGAUGUGGAUAAGUGGAUGAAUUUUUCACCAAAAACACAUCCAGUCAAGAAUUCAUGUACGUUUGAUCGUAUUGUUUGAUGUACCACUUCCUUCUUUGUAUCAUUUUUUUGGUAUGUUAGUUUUAUUGCACUUAAUAAAGAUUUGAAAUAAACUUGUAUGACAUUUUAAUUCUUCUCUAGAUCUGUAUGUGACCACUUAAGACAAGACGGAGCAUUUAGUUUUUUAUUAUUAUUAUGAGAAUUUAUUGAUGUUUGGGGGAGAAAAAGCAUUGAUAUCUCAAUAUUGUACACAGAAACAAAACAGCUGCAAAAAAAAGCCCAUGCCUGAAAAUGUUUGCAGGAGGCUUGAGACAAAGAAGCAAGCAGAGUGAGAAUUAACUCUUCACAUGCGUCAACCCAGUCUGUAAUUACCUUCCUGUGUGUGUCAGCAAGCUCUCACCAGCUGCACCGUUUCACUGCACUGAGGCUCGAAGCAGCUAGCUGCACAUCCUUUCACAGUGCCUUCAUGUUUUUCUAACAUUUGG